GAUCGUCAUCCCUCAUCAUUGUCCUCAUCGGUCAUUGGAAUCCUCACUGUCAUAGGAGAUGGCUCGGCCAACGACCCAGCUGGCUGGCAACGAGAAGCUCCAGGGCCAGCAGAUGCAUCCUACACCUCCCAUUGGAGGGCCAGGAGGUGGGAUGGUAAGCCUGAAGAGCCUCCUCCAAGGGCCCAUCAAGGGGCAAGAGCGCAGGACCAAGGAGCUGUCCAACUGUAUCAUGAAGGAUAAGGAGAGAAAACUGGAAGAUGAAAUGGCCGGAUCUCGUCCUCACUGUGCAUUUCUAGGAUCACUUCUUUGGGAGCGCAAUUUGCCAUACAAUGAGAUAGAAUAUGUUGACCUUGAUGAAUUCCUGUUGGAAAAUGGCCUCCCACCAAGCCCACCUCACCAGCCUUUUUCACCAGCUAACUUGACACCACCUCCAUCUAACCAGUCAGUCGUGGACCUCAGCCGACCUGCAUCCUGCGCCUCUUCUACCUCUGCUUGCUCCUCUCCUGAGCAAAGUAUGAUUGGCAGUGAAUUUGACCAUCCAAACAGCAAAGCAGGCCAGAUGACUCCUUCAUCCAGAGAAAGUCCAAGUCCUGUGGACCCAGAGUCUGUGGAAGUAGUGAUGAACUUUGACCCGGAUCCUGCUGACCUUGCCUUGUCCAGUGUUCCAGGGCAUGAGACCUUCGACCCUAGGAAACAUCGAUUUUCUGAAGAGGAACUAAAACCUCAACCCAUUAUGAAAAAAGCUAGAAAAAUUCAGGUGCCAGAUGAACAGAAGGAUGAAAAAUACUGGAAUCGGCGGUACAAAAACAAUGAAGCUGCCAAACGUUCUCGAGAUGCUCGUCGGUUGAAGGAAAACCAGAUCACGGUGCGAGCAGCCUUUUUGGAGAAAGAGAAUUCAGUUUUGCGCCAGGAGGUUGCCAAAAUCCGUCAAGAACUCUCUCGCUACCGAAACAUCCUGUCAAAAUAUGAGUCACAGCAUGGAGCCUUGUAAA
Molecule: messenger RNA, 992 nt
Organism: Nanorana parkeri
Lineage: Eukaryota; Metazoa; Chordata; Amphibia; Anura; Dicroglossidae
Gene: DBP
Product: D-box binding PAR bZIP transcription factor
Exons: 4
Coding region: 59-991 (310 amino acids)
Biological process (GO): regulation of transcription by RNA polymerase II
Cellular component (GO): nucleus
Molecular function (GO): RNA polymerase II cis-regulatory region sequence-specific DNA binding; DNA-binding transcription factor activity, RNA polymerase II-specific
Source: RefSeq, a predicted model, not a curated record